AUGGGUGUUAGUCAAAAUUUAACACAAAGAACAACGAGCCGGUGUGUCCGGCAAGUCGUUGAUGCGCUCAACCACCCCACACUCAUGAGCAAGUGGAUUCAAUUUCCACAAACAGUACAAGAAAGAUCAUUAAUCAAAGAAGAGUUUCAAAAGAAGUAUAAUUUGCCUGUAGUGAUAGGAUGCAUCGACUGCACCCACAUUGCUAUAGUAAAACCAGCUGAAGAAGAGCAUGCUUUCUAUAACAGAAAAGGAUAUCAUUCCUUAAACGUUCAAAUAAAGCUGAAAAAUAGCUGUUUGGGUGUGAAAUUGGGUGACAUAAAAGUAAAUUGUCUGCUGUAUGCUGAUGAUGCAGUGCUUAUUGCACCAUCAGAGGCAGAACUGCAGGCAUUAGUCACGUGUAUGAAAGAGGAAUGUGAAAUUAAAGGUCUCCGUUUGAAUGCUAAUAAAACUAAGGUUCUGGUAUUUGAAAGGGACGAAGAGAGAACGAAGUGUGAAAUAUGGGUAAAUCAGGAAUGUCUAGAACAGGUAUGUGAUCAUAAUUUAAAAAUAAUAAACAUAAAUGCUAAGUUUGGUGGAGCAACACAUGAUUCCCACAUAUGGUCAUCGAGUCUCGUAGAACCCUAUAUGCGUCACCUUCAUGAAAGUGGUGAACAUGUUUGGUUACUUGGGGAUUCUGGUUAUCCACAACGCCCUUGGCUUAUGACUCCAAUAUUAAAUGCUCCACAUGGGUCUCGGGAGAAAUUGUACACCACUCGUCAUGUACAAGCCAGGACAUGUAUUGAGCGCUGCUUCGGAUUACUUAAAACACGUUGGAGGUGUUUGCUUCGUGACAGGGUCCUUCAUUAUCAUCCCAACGUUGCCAGCAAAAUAACACUUGCAUGUUGUGUGCUACACAACAUCUCACUUCAUGCACACUUGCCAGCUCCAAGUGAUAUCCCUGUUACUACUGUAGAUCAUAAUGAUGACUCCAGUACACAAACCACCCAAAGCACCACCACGGAGAAUCGAAAUGAAUUAAUCCGAGGCAGGGCAAUGCUCAAUUAUUUAAUAAGUAGAUUGUAG
Parnassius mnemosyne (clouded apollo) is the source of this 1062-nucleotide messenger RNA. NCBI's taxonomy places the organism in Eukaryota, Metazoa, Arthropoda, Insecta, Lepidoptera, Papilionidae. The record is from the annotation of a GenBank genome assembly.